AUGAGGAGGAGAACUCGUUCGACUGACGGUCAGGAACAAGGCGUGGACCAAGAUUUCGAUCGGAAUGGCGAUUCUUCGACGCAAUCAAACAUGCUCCGCGACGUGGAAGAUGGAACGGACGGCACGCCUGGUCGUAGUGACGGGGGUUCGACCCCGGAGAAACGUCGCCAGACCGCUGACUCGGAGGACCAAACCACGGUACUAGCGAGGGUGAUUAGCACGGUCGAUCAAGAUCCCCAAACGUCGCUUUCAGACACCACCGCCACGGCUCGACCGACCAAAACUUCAGACGUCGAAUCGGAUCGCUCCACAACAUCGCACACUUCCUCCGACCCGACGUCUGUCACGCAUUCCCAUCGUUCCACCGCAGACAAUACUUCUUCAUCUGAGACAAGUACAGUAACAAAUGCGUCCUCGUCCUCGUCCUCGUCUUCGUCGGACGAAGGUCUUCCCACCGCCUCGCCAGCCUACUCAUCCCCCACUGCGGACACCCCGACGAUGACAACCGGCCAUGACGCCUCCACCACCGGAACGUCUGUCACUUCCGGAAAUUCCACCGUCCAGCUUUCUACCCAGACCUCGCAUCACAUUAUCAGUCCGACUACGAUUAGCGCUUCUUCGAGUCACCGGGUGUCGUCAAGUUCGGCGGUUUCCACGGGCUCGAUGUCGACGUCCAGUACCUCCUCGAAUUCCACUAUUACGACAUCGUCAACGACAAACUCCGUCGCAAUCGUGUGGACAACUUCGGAGAGCGCCCCGACGUCUUGGUCAUCCACGGGUGACGGCUGGGGAGGCGGCGAAUCCUCGGCGACUAGCACCACGACAAGCGCAGCUCCUACGGCUACCGAUGUGGCUUCCGGGGGCUCCGGCUCGCUCGACAGCCAGACCAAGGGAAAGAUUGCUGGCGGUGUCGUCGGCGGCGUGGCGGGAGCGCUCAUCCUGCUUCUUGUCGCCUUCCUGCUGUUCCGACGACGAAAGGCGGCGGCGCGCAACCCGGUUCAAGAAGCCCUUCCUGCCGGACCAGAGACCGGCACGGCGCUCGGGGCCGAAUCGGUGUCGCGGUCUGCCGAAAUGACUUCGCGGCGGUCGAGUCACGAUCCCCUGUUCACCGCCUCGUACUUUGCACCGGCAUUCAUGAAACGCUGGAGACAGUCCAACCAGACUACUCGGACCGAUAGCACGAUAACCUCCAGCACCAGCGAGCGAGGAUUCCAGAAGAUCUCGGGAAGGAAAAUCCCUUCGGUACUGCAGUCUGGUGGAGACGGUUAUGGGGGUGGCUUCGAGGCCGGUUCCCCGACGACGUCCGAGCCGAGUACGAUCAUUCAGCCGCCGUCACCGGUGUACCCGCGGUCGCCCACCCAGCCGCCUCCGUCGGUGCCGUACGGUAUGCCCCUGGAUACCAGCUAUACGCGGGAGGCGGAGGAGUCGGACGCCAGAGUCAUCUUCCGACCGUCCCCAGCGCGGACACCCGUCGCGGGCUCGGCGAGUGCCAGUCUCUCCAACGAACCCACGGGCUCGCGGGCUGUUCCUCAACUAUCGGGGGCUCUUUCCCCUACAAUUCCCAAACGACCCGACGUGUUGGGUCGGAGUCACCCGAGCUUCGAUGGGAGUCGAGGCAGCCGAUUUUCCGAGAACCUAUGA
Molecule: messenger RNA, 1641 nt
Organism: Aspergillus affinis
Lineage: Eukaryota; Fungi; Ascomycota; Eurotiomycetes; Eurotiales; Aspergillaceae
Exons: 1
Coding region: 1-1641 (546 amino acids)
Source: RefSeq, a predicted model, not a curated record